AUGAGAAAGAGCGAUGCAUCAUUAGCGAAACCAGGCGCAGAGCAUAGGAGGAUUCGGAGUCGACAAGGAAUUUGUUGUAAGAGAUACCAGUCUGGGAAAUGGAAGGGUGUGCUGGUGAGCUUUUUCGAGGACACUCUUAUUAUCAAAGUGAAUCAGCGAUGGGACAGGCAAUUUCUGAGCUCAUGUAGGCUGAAAGUGACACUUGACGCCACCCAUCAGACACGAACAAGGAUCUCGGCGGUUGCCGAAGGAAAUCCACCAACAACAAAGUUCACGUCAAGCCAAACAUACCUUCUCCGGCUGCAUCAUCACCAAACAAUGGACGUUGCACAGGACGCCUUUGGCACCUUCCGUCAGCAAUUCAUCGCGGCCACAACGCAGAAGCACAUUGCCGCGAGGGAGGCGCUGAAGAGAGGAUGUGCAGAGCAAAUGGCACAAUUGAUCAGGGAGCAGAAAGACGAAAUCGAAGAGCUUCAUGACGAUGAUCCGCUGACCUUGACUGCGAAGUACGUGAAGUUGUCCAAGCCCGCUGCUGCACCCAUUCCAGAGGGACAGGAACGCACUACGGACGAGGUCUUCGACCCCGAUGAAGACGAAGUCGAAAUCGAGGAGACAGAGACGCGAAGUGCAGACCAGGAGCCACGCGCCACCGCAACAGCAUCCUCGAAGAAGCGCACUCGCGCCUUCGACGCAUCCUCUGGACCAGCUUUCAAGCGCCGCUCACAGAGUGUCAUCAGCAUCGCUAGCGACGAUACUGCCAGCACUUCCCACCACCCACUCGCCUCCCCACCAGCCUCCAUCGCUUCUGUAGCCAGCACCCGCCCUCAACGCGCCCGCAAGCCACCUCCACCUCGCGAGAUCAACUACAGCAAGCCCGAGAAAGUGGCCCCAGCCCCCAAAGCCCAAUCACCCGCCAAACAAGCAGAGCCCGAAGAGCCCACCUCCCUCGACAUGCCCUUCUGCCAGCACAUCCUGCAGCUAAUCAGCCAAGCCCGCGCCGCCAAACUCUUCCUCCACCCCGUCGACACAGCAAAAUACCCAACCUACUACAACACCAUCUCCCAACCCAUGGACCUCUCAACCAUGGCCCACAAGCUCGAGAAUGGACAGUACAAGACUGCGGAGGAGUUCAAAGCGGAUUUCGACUUGAUGAUUAGAAAUUGUCUAAAGUUCAAUCCGAGUGGGGAGGUGGCGAGAGAUUUUGGAAUUGUGAGUACAUUCUCCUUGGACGCGAGGAUGCUGGAUCGACAUUUUGCUGCUGAGUGGAAUUGGAGGCCGGAGUGGGAGAGGGAGGUUAGGAGGAGUGGUGGGGCGAAGAAGUGA
Molecule: messenger RNA, 1323 nt
Organism: Fulvia fulva
Lineage: Eukaryota; Fungi; Ascomycota; Dothideomycetes; Mycosphaerellales; Mycosphaerellaceae
Product: Bromodomain-containing factor 1
Exons: 3
Coding region: 1-1323 (440 amino acids)
Biological process (GO): chromatin remodeling; regulation of DNA-templated transcription
Cellular component (GO): chromatin; nucleus
Source: RefSeq, a predicted model, not a curated record